Amyelois transitella is the source of this 1480-nucleotide messenger RNA. RefSeq lists its product as uncharacterized. The record is from RefSeq and is a predicted model, not a curated record. The coding region runs from base 92 to 1468 and encodes 458 amino acids. The transcript has a single exon. Lineage: Eukaryota; Metazoa; Arthropoda; Insecta; Lepidoptera; Pyralidae.
ACGGGCACGGCAUAGCCGCCUCGCCGCGCGGCGGGAGGCAAUCGCGUAAAAUAUAAUAGUAUACGCGAGCUGUUUUUGCUCAAACGCAAGUAUGAUACAUGUCGCGUGGUGGGCCGCCUGCCUCACGAUCGCGAGCGCGCGGGUUUUCGACAACUGCGAGUUGGCGCGCGAACUCCAAGAACACGGCGUUAAUCGGGACCACAUAGCGACUUGGGUGUGCAUCGCUUUCCACGAGUCCCGCCUCGACACCGCGGCCCAGAACUACGGCAGUGGGGAUCACGGCAUCUUCCAGAUCAGCGAACUGUUCUGGUGCGGCCCCGGCAAGGCUUGCGGCGUUCCCUGCUCCGCCUUCAGGGAUGACGACAUCAAAGACGACAUUCAGUGCUCCCUGCAAAUCCACGAGGAGCACACGCGGCUGCAGGGCGACGGGUUCCUGGCCUGGGUAGUCUACCCGCAGCAUUGUAAACAAAACACAAAGAAGUAUCUAGCUGAAUGCGAUAGCUUUCCGAAGAAUUUCGCCGCUAAAAGUCAACACAAACCGAAAAUUAUCGAACUUUACGAGAGGAAUGCGACCGCCGAGCGCACUCUCAGUCCGAACGCUCGGGUACCUCAAAAUAAUUACUACAGUGAUUUCCAAAAGCCAGCAUUUUUAGCGGUCAGCGAUAUUUUUCGGAACAACUUCAAAUAUGAUUUCGAACAAGCUGGUAGAAGAAAAAAUCUGAUUGAUGAUAAAAUUAAAAACGUCGAUGAUUUAAAACUUCCUCGAUUUAGCAGCAAUAUUAAUAAUCUUCCGAGUACAACCACUAAAUCGCCUGCAACGACAACUACAACAGGAGCCACUAUUAUAACUACCACUGUGCCUCCGUUUGUGCCUUGGAAAGUGAUCGAAACCAAUCAAUUCCGAAACAGAAUCCCACAGGACGCGAAAGAUUUAGUGCGAUCUGGCUUUAAAAAAGACUUUGGGGUGUCGAGAUACGAAAUUACUUCUAAGUUGCCUUAUUCUAAACCUAUUCUGCCACCUUUAUCACGGAGUUUACUAACUUCGACUACAUAUAGGCAAGCGUUCCCAACGACAACUUCCUAUCCACGGACUACAAGAGCUCUAACUAACUUCCCUGAGCAUUCAACAACAUUAAACUCUCAAAGGUCUUCCUUAUCGCCACUUCCGACAAGAUCACCAUUUGACUACUUAUCAUUUCGGAAACAAUCUUCACAAAACACUCCAUCGUUAACAACGAGAAUAUGGACAACAAAAGCCCGGACCACACCACCACCUACCACGGGAUUGCCACUUAAAUCGUCAAGAUUCGAACCUUCAAAGCCGACGCAAUCAGUAUUCGAUCUUUAUCUAAACCCUACAAAGCGCUCACUUCCUUCAUACAAAUUCAAUUCAGACAGAAACAGCCCGUUCAAGUUGACGAUUUUCUCUGGCGGCACCACGACUCUCGCUCCGUCGUAUAAGGUUUAAAUUUAAUAUAUU